Vitrella brassicaformis is the source of this 2074-nucleotide messenger RNA. Lineage: Eukaryota; Vitrellaceae. The record is from the annotation of a GenBank genome assembly.
GUUGAUGUGUGUGUUGAUACAAGAGUUCCACCAGACGAAUAACCACAGUGAUUUCAGUGCGAUCAUCCAUGUGUUCACAGUAGUGACACGCCGGAGAGAGGGGGUCAUUGAAUGACAACUCCUCGACAGUGAGACUCGAUGCACAAGUGUGAAUGAGAUCAAUCGAUUCAAUAAACCAGGUCAUCAACAAACCUGGUUCAUUGAAUCGCUGGAUGGCAUACACACUUGUGCAUCCUCGAGACCACACCGGCGGCUGCACAUGACAGUGAGACGAGGGAGGGACAACUGACUCUCCGACCGAGCACACGAAGAGACAACGGGCCACGAGUGGAUGGGCAUAAUGUAUUCCCAACACACCAGCCUGCGACAGCAUCGCAGAAUGCAGCAGCAGCACACAUACAUACAUACACGCAUACAGCGAAUGAAUGAAUGACCUACCACCUCUCUCUCGAUCGAAAAACUAGCACGCCUCAUCUGUCUCUCUGUCUGUCAUGAGUCGGCCUGACUGACUGACGCUGACUGACUCCGCAUGGACCAAUGCACUCGUGUGCAUACACACAUACACGCAAAGAUGGGGCUGAAAAAUUCUCGCACAGCGCCCCCCCCCAGCAGAGCACAGCGUGCACACACACCACACCUCACUGCACAAAUACGCCCCGAGUCAGAUACGCACGUCAGUCAGUCGAGAGCCGAGAAGCUGUCCGAGAACCUCUGUGAGGGCGGGGUGUCCUUGCCCGGAGUGAUCUCGACGCCAAGCUCCUCGCCAAGCUUCUUCAGGUCGGACGUGAUCUGAGCAACACACACAUAAGCACCUGUCACAUGCUGGCGUUGCACUGCAUGCAGCAUGUUUGUGUGUCUACCUACCUGUGACACGUCAGCGUUCUUGGGCACCAGCACCGACACGGACGCCUCGAAAAUCUAAGGACAGACAGGCCGACACCCAUCACAUGCACUGCAGUCACCGACGCAACGCAAUCUAUGAUGUUGUGUUGUUAUGCCUACGUCAUAUCCAAUGUGCCCCCCUGGAAGGAUCUGUGUCUUGAGGUCCUGCACGUUCAGGCUGGCCUCUGAGAGGGAUGGAGAGGGGGGCAGGGCAGGCACAAGGGUGAGUGAGGGAGUGCGAGGGGCAUAUAUUAUGGGUGUGGUGUAUGUGAUGGCGUGCGGUCGGUGCUGCUUUGUUUGCCCACGUGUGAGGUAUCCCGUGAUGUUGUCGACGAGCUGCACGUCAUCGGGGCCAAACACCUUGUAGGUCUGCACCAACUGACCUGCACACACACACGCACACAUCGACACAGACAGGGCAAGGUACUUACUGGUGGUGUGUUCCGUUCCACCCCUCCCUCCCUUCUCCCUCCGUGUGUGCAUUCAGUCAGUGUGCACAUCACACAUCACACAUCAAUCACAUCAUGCCAUUGCAGGCCAGGCACCUCACCUCCGAAUGCGCUGUAUCCGGGGUCCUGGGUCUCUUUCAGGUUGCACAUGUACUCUGGCGAGGGAAACGCGGCCUUGAGCUUCUUCUCAAACUCAUCCACUCGGUCCGCGUGCACACGAAUGGCAGCCAUGAGAGCAAAGUCGGUCCCCAACCUUAUAGCACGAGUCGUACCGAUGUUUCCAUCUGCAGACAGACAGACAGACAGGCCUCGUUGCGGAUUGGGUGUGCAGACUUGACUGACUGACCACAUGGCGUGACAACGUCGUGUGCGAAGCGAUGGACCACACCAGGCUUGUUCUCGCCAGAUACACACACCUGACAUGACAGACAACCAGCACAGGCACGGCACGGCACGCCCUCAUCCGUUCACUCAUUCACACAGCCCAGACCAGGAAGCGGAGCAUACCUACCACGAGAUCUGUGAAUUUGGUCCCCACAAAGGAGCCAUGUGAUAGACACCUCACGUGUGGGGCAACAGCAUGGCUGCUGGGUGACGGCAGGCCUCCCGCUCUCCUUCCCAGCGAGCCCGCGAGGCUCCGCGAGAUGUGCCGCAGAGCCAUCCCCACUCUCGACUGCAGAUCUCCUCUGGAAACACUCGCCGUUCGAAGAUCGGCAGCGCUGGCAGCCUUUCUGGCAAAGCUC